This is a messenger RNA of Ostrinia furnacalis (Asian corn borer), 932 nucleotides long. RefSeq names its product ragulator complex protein LAMTOR1-like. NCBI's taxonomy places the organism in Eukaryota, Metazoa, Arthropoda, Insecta, Lepidoptera, Crambidae. Gene Ontology annotation, cellular component: membrane raft; lysosomal membrane; late endosome membrane. Gene Ontology annotation, molecular function: molecular adaptor activity; guanyl-nucleotide exchange factor activity. Bases 105 to 653 code for a protein of 182 amino acids. The record is from RefSeq and is a predicted model, not a curated record. The transcript is spliced from 4 exons. Gene Ontology annotation, biological process: lysosome organization; positive regulation of TOR signaling; cellular response to amino acid stimulus.
AGAUUUUUUUAUCUGUGUUGUCAAUUGGCUGUGCACGAAGUCGUACGCGACGAAAUACGGAAUUUUCUAUUUUUAUCCCCAUUACAAGUUAAAUACAAACAUUUAUGCAGUCCGACGAGGAGGACAGCGCUCUGCAUUCAUGCUUCGAUUCGCUGAAGAGCGCAGUCAUGGGCUGUUGUUAUAGCAUUUGCCAUAAAGAAUCGGAUCCACAGGAGAACAUAGUGAAUGAGCGGACACAUUUGCUAGAAGUGCCUGAACAACCGCAGGAGACGCCGGUGCCGGUGGCAUCUGCAUCCACCCCACCGAGGAAGCCAGAUGAGCAGAGUGCACUCAACAGGAUACUACAUGAGACUGCCACCAACGUGAUAGACGUAGGCGCUCUCGGGCCGUACGCGCUCGAACCAGGCGCGUACAGCGAGCGUGUUCGCGCGUACACAGCUCGCGUGGCGCAGGCGCCGCAGCCGCCGCCGCCCGCGCCACGCCUGCUGGCUGACGUGCCGCAUGCGGAGCGCGCCGCGCUGCUGGCGAGGCCGCCGCUGCCGGCGAGUGAUAGGGACCUGAUAACGAAUGCCGUCAAGAAAGCGGCGGCAGCCAUCUCCGAGCUUCGUGUGGAACACCACGAGGACCUGGUGGUGCCCUUCCGGGUGCCAUAGCAGCGGACCCCUUCGUCGUGCGAGGGCGACCGCCGAAGCUACUGACGGCACCCCAGUGGCCCGUGGUAAGACGACUAUUCGAUAGAGUGAAUGGAACGAGUGAACCGCAAUGUUUGCGUUCAUUCAUUCUGUAUUUAUGAGGUUUAUCUGUUAUAAUUCGGGGAUAAUUUCAGAUCAUUAAAUGAAUGAAUGAAUAUUGACUCGUUCAUUCAUUUGAUAUAAAGAAGUUUGAACUUUAUCUGGUGUUGUUUGGUUACAAAUUGUAAACAUAAAUUGGAU